Molecule: messenger RNA, 6161 nt
Organism: Linum trigynum
Lineage: Eukaryota; Viridiplantae; Streptophyta; Magnoliopsida; Malpighiales; Linaceae
Source: the annotation of a GenBank genome assembly
AGUUGUUGAAUUUUAUUAUAGUGAUGGAUUGGAGAAGAAGAAUUAUAACGCUGCUGCCUUCUUCGUUGCAAUCUCUCUCGAAUUAUUUGUUUUUAUCGUGGUUUAUUGAUUUAUUUUUGUUGGUAUUUGGUAUAGUUAUUCACUCUUAUUAUUCUUGUUCCUGUUGGGAUUAUUAUUAAUUACCUUUCUUUUCUUCCUUUCUUUUUCGCGGAUCUUCUUCUUCCAAUCCCCAAUUCUUAUUCAGUCGGUUUGUUGUUUGAGGCAUUCCAAUUCCCAUGUCGGCUGCUGUUAAUAAUCCCUUCUUGUUCUCCAGCGUCGGGCGGUAUCUCUUGAGAGUUUCGUAUGAUUGAGAAAAGGCUAAUCGUGUAAUCCCAGUAUUUCUUCCCUUUUACCCUUUGGUCUCUCGGUGUUUCCUUGAUCUGGGAAACCCUAAUUCGCCGAUUUUUUGUCGAAUUGGUUCGGGAUGGAUUCGAAUUCUGACGGGGAAGAUGAGCAGCAGCAGCACCACCGGAAGCCCAACAACAAGGGCUCCGGCGGGGAGGGGCAGGGCAAGCCGAAGCGUCAGAUGAAGACGCCUUUCCAACUCGAAACCCUCGAGAAAGCUUAUGCCUCGGAAAAAUACCCAACUGAGGCGACGAGGGUGGAGUUGUCUGAGAAAUUAGGCCUGACGGACAGGCAAUUGCAGAUGUGGUUUUGCCAUAGGAGGUUGAAAGACAGAAAAGAGGAGAAGACAGAAGAAAGAAAGGACGUCACCCCUGCAAAGAAACCACGAAAAGCUCCACCUCCAUUGCCCGACUCACCUGUCGAGGAACUCAAGCGUGCAGUUUCUGAUCCUGGGAGUGACUAUGGGUCUGGCUCAGGUUCUGGUUCCAGCCCGUAUAUGGAUUCAAGGAAAAUGGUUGUGUCUGAUGUGCCAUUGAGGAGGGGGUACUUCGAACCAUCUCCUCAGUCAGCAAUGGAGCGUAGAGCUAUUGCAUGCGUGGAGGCACAAUUGGGGGAGCCUCUGAGGGAGGAUGGUCCUAUUCUAGGAGUCGAGUUUGAUCCAUUGCCACCUGAUGCCUUUGGAGCCCCAAUUGCGGCUGUGGUGGAACAGCAGAAGCGGUACCCUUAUGAUGGAAAGAUGCUUCAAAAGCGUGAGGGGAAAUCAAAAAAGGCCUCUUCAAGGCCUCUUCAUGAGUAUCAGUUUGUCCAGGAUCAGCCCAGCAUAAGAACUGACACAUAUGGACAAGUUGCCCAGCAUUCUUACCAUGAUCUGCCAGCUGAUACUCUUAGGGGAAGAACUUCACCAUUUGUACGUGGAGAUGAACAUUUGCCCAGGGUUCAUGGUGUCCAAACUCCAGUUUCACGUGUACGUCUCUUAUCUCCACAGGAAAACAAGGGUCAUCUUCCAUCAACUCAUUGGGAUGAUGAUUAUCUUUUGAGAUCAGAACCUUUCCCAAACCAUAGAAUAAAAGCUGAGUCUACCAGUCACCAUAUGGCAGCACCAGAAAGUACACACAUGUUCCAUGAUACCGAUAUCUUCCAGAGUGAAUCAGAUCUGUGUACAGAGAAGAAACGCAAAAUAAAGAGUGAAGAUGCUAGACUUUCCAGGGAAGCUGAGGUGAAUGAGAUUCGAAUGCGCAAAGAGCUUGAGAAACAAGAAAUUAUGAGACGCAAGAACGAAGAGCAAACUAAGAAAGAAAAGGAGAGGCAAGACCGUGAAAGAAAGAAGGAGGAAGAGAGGUUAAUGCGCGAAAGACAACGCGAGGAGGAGAAGUCACUGCGAGAACAAAAACGCGAGCUGGAAAGGAGGGAGAAGAUGCUGCAAAAAGAGAAUUUAAGGGCUGAGAAGCAGAGGCAGAAAGAAGAGCUAAGGAAAGAGAGAGAGGAAGUUAGACGUAAAGCUGCUAUUGAGAAAGCAACUGCACGGAGGAUUGCCAAAGAGUCUUUGGAUCUUAUUGAGGAUGAACAGUUGGAGCUCAUGGAAUUGGCUGCUGCAAGCAAAGGGUUACCCUCAGUAGUUCACCUAGACUAUGAUACGUUGCAAAACCUUGAUGCAUUCAGAGAUUCUUUAUGUACAUUCCCAUCAGAGUCGAUACAGUUGAAAAAGCCAUUCAGCUUUCUGCCUUGGGUAGAUUCAGAAGAUAAUGUUGGAAACCUUCUGAUGGUCUGGAGGUUCUGCAUUACUUUUGCUGAUGUCCUGGGGUUAUGGCCAUUUACCCUUAACGAAUUUAUUCAAGCAUUUCAUGACCACGAUUCAAGAUUGCUGGGUGAGAUACAUGUUGCUCUUAUGAAAUUAAUCAUCAAAGACAUAGAAGAUGUUGCAAGGACGCCAACCGGAUUGGGGACAAACCAGUAUUCUGUAGCUAAUCCUGAAGGUGGACACCCGCAGAUUGUUGAAGGGGCAUACAUGUGGGGCUUUGACAUACGCAAGUGGCAGCAACUAUUGAAUCCAUUGUCAUGGCCUGAAAUAUUUCGGCAAUUGGCUUUAUCUGCAGGAUUUGGCCCACAGGUGAAGAAAACAAAUGCAGCAUGGCCACACGCGAAGGACGAGAUCAAAGGUUGUGAAGAAACAGUUUCAACAUUACGUAAUGGAUUGGCAGCUGAAAAUGCUUUUGCCUUGAUGCGAGAGAAGGGUUUAUUAAAUCCACGGAAAUCUAGGCACAGACUUACACCUGGCACUGUCAAGUUCGCUGCUUUUCAUGUCCUUUCACUUGAAGGAAGUGAGGGACUAAAUGUCCUAGAACUUGCAGAUAAGAUUCAGAAAUCUGGGCUUCGGGACCUUUCAACAAGCAGAACUCCUGAGGCAUCCAUAUCUGUUGCUUUAACAAGGGAUCAGAAGCUUUUUGAAAGGGUCGCUCCUUCCACAUAUUGUGUGCGGUCCCCUUACAGAAAGGAUCCUGCAGAUGGCGAGGAGAUAAUUGCCACAGCCAGAAAGAAAAUCCAAGUAUUUGAAAACGGGUUCUUAGGCAGAGAAGAAGACCCUGAUGAGGUUGCUGAUGAAGUUGAUAGAGAUGAUGACUCUGAGGUUGAAGUUGAUGAGGAUCCUGAAGUCGAUGAUCUGCCUAUUACUACAUUGAGCCCUACCAGACAUGUCGAGCAAGCCAGCGGAGUCGUCAACACUCUCUUGGGGAGUGAGAUUGAUGAUGAACAAGAAAAUGCUUUGUUGGAAAUUGGAAAUGAUACUUAUACACGUGCUGGGUCUCCUUCAUUAUUCUUGAAAACUGAAUCCGAAAAUGAACUUUCACCAUUCCCUCUCAAUAAUGGUUCCAGAGACUUGAGUACUGCUGGGACCACCAUGGACCAAUCUCUUAUCAGAGAAGAUGUCUUGGUUGGUAGUAAUACAAAGGAAGAGAAUCCUGAGAUUGAUGAAAGCAAGUCUGGUGAAUCAUGGGUACAAGGACUUACAGAGGGAGAAUAUUCUCAUCUUUCAGUUGAAGAGCGUCUGAAUGCCCUUUUUGUUCUUGUUGGCAUUGCGAAUGAGGGUAACAUCAUACGUGCUGUUCUUGAGGACCGUUUGGAAGCUGCAAAUGCUCUUAAAAAGCAGAUGUGGGCUGAGGCACAAUUAGACAAGAGUCGUUUGAGGGAAGAUGUUAUAUGGAUGCUGGACUUGCUAUCAGGUAAAUUUGAAGGCCAAGUUAGUGGGUGUGCAACUGACAGCAUCAUCCAAAGUCCACUCCAUCAAGCUGAUGGCUUUAAGGAGGCUUCUCAAAGCAUGGUAGAAGAACAGAAGUCACUGCUUGCUUCUGAGAAUGAACUGAAUGACAAUGUUCAUGCCACAGACAGAAAUAUGGCAGUUCAGGAUCCCUCCAAUAUAGAUCACAUCCCAACUCAACAGUCUGGAUCUAGUUCCAAAAGGUUCAGAUCGCAACUGAAAGCUUAUACGGCCCACAUAGCUGAAGAGACCUAUAUAUAUAGGUCAUUGCCACUCGGUCAAGAUCGCAGACGUAAUCGUUAUUGGCUGUUUGUUGCUUCUGCUUCUCGGAGCGAUCCUUGUUCUGGCGUGAUCUUUGUGGAACUACUAAGUGGGAAAUGGAGGGUUAUUGAUUCUGAAAAGGAAUUUGAUGACAUUUUGUCAUCCUUGGAUAGUCGUGGGAUUAGGGAAUCCCAUUUGCGUAUAAUGAUGCAGAAGAUCGAAAUGUCAUUUAAAGACACUGUGAGGAAGAGCUUGUCACCCGACAAUGUUGCACGUCCAAUCAUGGAAAACGAAGCUUCUGAAAGAGACUCCAGUCCUAAUGGCUCACUCGGUAUUGAUAGCCCUAGCAGUUUGGUUUGUGGUUCAAACUCUGAUACACAGGAUGUUUUUUCGUCCUUCCGAAUUGAGCUUGGGAGAAAUGAAAGAGAGAAUAAGGGUGCAUUGCGAAGGUAUGAGGAUUUGCAGAUAUGGACAUGGAAAGAGUGCCUCAGUUCAACGGUGUCAUGUGCAAUGAAACAUGGCAAGAAAAGGUCUAGACAACUGUUGGAUGCCUGUGAUCUUUGUCUGGACUCAUACUUAUUUGAAGACCACCACUGUCUUUCUUGCCACCAGACAUUUGACAGUGGCAACAGGAUGUUUAGCUUUGAAGAGCAUGGAACUAUAUGCAAUGGGCGAAGGAAGCUGGACUCAAAGGAUACCCAUGCAAGUAAUUCAUCCUUGCCGUUGGGAAUCAGACUGCUCAGGGCUCUGUUAGCUACAGUUGAGGCAUCUGUCCCAGCUGAAGCUCUCGAACCAUUUUGGACCGAGAGCUGUAGAAAGACUUGGAGCAAGAAGUUGGCAAAAUCGUCUUCAAUAGAAGGACUUCUGCAGAUGCUGACAGUGUUCGAGAGUGCUAUAAAACCGGACUUCUUGUUGCCUAAUUACGAGUCUACAAAAGAAUUGCUUGGGACACCUAGAGCAUUCUAUGAUAAAUCCGAUCUUAGCUCAGUUCCUGUACUUCCUUGGAUACCCAAAACCAUGGCAGCCGUGGCGCUGAGGCUUUUCGAACUCGAUGCUUCUAUUGUUUAUGUAAAACAGGAGAAGGCCGUGCCUUCCGACUACAACAACCCUGCAAACGCAGUAAUGAAGCUUCAUUCAGGGUACUCUCCAUUGAAGAACAAAGCUGUUGAACUCCCAGAACGGAAAGAAGACUACUUCAAUGGAGAAGUCGCCAUCAACCCAAGAAGCAAUAAGCGUAACAUUGCUAAACCUCGACGAAGGAACCAUGAUCAAGGACGUAGGCCCAAAGUGCAGAGAAAAACACCUAAUCAGACAGCAAAGAGAACUAGUUCGAAGCCGGUGAGCAACUUCAACCAAGGUGUAGGAGGGUCGAGACAACAGCAUGGACGUGAGGUGAACAUUCAAGGGACAAGUCGGGGUCCACGAACAGUCCGGAAGAGGAGAGUGGAGAACGUGAUUACUGGAGACCAACUACUGCUCGGCGGUGUGUCCGGGAGUAGGGUCCCGCCGCCUCCCAAGUCUGGCAGGUACGGUGGAAGUUAUGAGAUUGAGGAUGACAGGAUGGAAGUCGAUGACGCGAGUGAUGAUGACAGCAACAACAACAAUAGUGAUGCCAGCAGCUCCGAAGAGUCUGAUGAUGACCAUCCGGUGGAGGAGUAUGAGCACGGAGGUUGGACCAACCGAGGGUUUGAUGAUGCAGGCCCCUCCAAUGGUUGGAAAGAUGACCUGAUGGAAGAUCGCAGCCCCAAUAGUGACGAUGAAGAUCCCAGGCCCACCAUGCCUGGUAGUGAUGGAACGAGUGACGACGAAGAAGAUCGAGAUGGAGAUACUUAUGGUGAUGAUGAGGAUCCUGGGCGUGGAAAUGGGAACUCCUUUGAAUAUGCUUCAGGGGAGGAAAAUGGGAAUGGGAUUGAAGACAAUGAUGUGCCAGUGUAUCGCGAUUCUGGGGAUGUAGGGAUGAGUGACGGGUCGGAUGAAGAGCAAGUGGACGACGAUGAUAAGGUUGUGGAGAGGAACGUUGUUGAAGAAGGAGGUACUAGCGAUUCAGAUAGCUCAGAUUCUGAGGAUUACAGCAGCGAUUGAGUGAAUUGGUGAGAAAAUUUUGCCCCUUUCUUGAGGCUGCAUUAUAGUUUUUUCCAGGUUGCAGCUGUGAUGAAAAUGAUAAUCUCAAGCGGCUCAAAUAUGGCAUACAACAAUGUAGAGAGAGUAAUAGGUUUUUACUAGAUUUAGGUUUUUGCCCAUUUGGUAAUCAAUUGCUGUUAGUUUG